AAGCUUUUCACACUUCUUGGACUACAGUCUCAACUCUGCAAGCAAGCAGGUGACCGCCCUCUGCGCUAAGAUCCUCCUCAUUUCAUUGACAUAGACGUGAUGCUCCACGCGUUGAACCUGCCCUCACGUGCUAUCGUUCCCUCCACGUGUAAACGCAUCGCACCCAAAGCCGGCUUUAGCUCUACACCUAACCUCGCUCCUUUGCCGUGGAUUCACGCAGAGUUUGAGGCCAGAUCACGAGGUUUCAUCUCGACCGUCCAGGUUCCCCGGGCUCAAUCAUGGCCGUGGGGCCCUCCGCCUUCGAAAACGCACGAUUCACAAUCCGCUAAAGAGGGAUCCGCUAUAGUCACGGAACCAUUUCCUGGAAGGAUUUUCUCAAAUUCCUCUGAAGUUAAUUCUUCGCAAGGGAAGCAGCAGCCCAGGGAAGCAGCAGCAGCAGCAGCAGAAGGUAUUCCAGUAGGAGGUUCCACGAGGAAUGCUGCUGAAAAUGCCACUUCUGGUCUGGCGGAAGGAAAUGCAGACAGACCAGGAGCCGCGGAUAGUCGUGUGGUAGUAGGCUCGGCAGGAACUGAAGCCCGAUCAGAAUCUGUCCAAUCAGGGUCUGUCCAAUCAGGGUCUGUCCAAUCAGGGUCUGUCCAAUCAGAAUCUGUCCAAUCGGGGUCUGUACAAUCGGGGUCUGCUGCAGCAGUGGGGAAUAAUGCGGUUGCCGAAGGUCGUAGAAGAAAGAGAAAGCAGGCGGCGUCUGAGAAGCAGACGAUUGAGAAGCAGGCGACUGCUGAUUCAGGAUCCGACUACGUGACCAGUGUCGAGUCUCCUAAUAACGGACGCAGAAUCUCGACAGCGUCAGACGUGAACCAGCGGCUGAUCUCGAGCGCUGCGUCGCAGCCGUUGGAUAAUUCUGAAUCCGCGUCUCAGCCGUUGGAUGUUUCUGAUCCUAGGGUUUGGCUCCCUCCGCCGCCAGACGUGCCCAGGCCUCGAGCGACGCACAAUGCAGCCAUGCUGGCGUAUAUCGGGGAUGGAAUCUAUGAGCUGUAUGCGAGGCGUCACUUCCUGAACCCGCCAUCCGCUAUUGCCACGUACUGCCAACGAGUCACAGCUGUUGUCUGCUGUGAGGCCCAGGAUGCCUUGUUGCGGCGACUUCUCAACUCAAAGACCCUCACAGAGGAAGAAAGGGAUGUGGUGCGGUGGGGGCGCAACGCCUCAACAGGUGCUCGCAAGGCCAAAGGGAGGGCCGGAUCCACUGUUUAUGCCAACGCUACUGCACUAGAAACAGUUAUUGGCUUUCUCUACCUGACCAACCCGUCCCGCUUGGAGCACCUAAUGAACGGACUAGGCUUUGUCUGUGAUGCUUCGGAUCUACGACUUCCGUCCCAUGGAAAGAGCUAGCGGCGUUGGGUCAUUAUUAUGGUCGUGCUCCCAUAAUCGAAAGUUUCCCGACGUCCUUAUUUUUACAAAUAAUUAUUUGUUAUUAAC
This is a messenger RNA of Closterium sp. NIES-67, 1473 nucleotides long. NCBI's taxonomy places the organism in Eukaryota, Viridiplantae, Streptophyta, Zygnematophyceae, Desmidiales, Closteriaceae. The record is from the annotation of a GenBank genome assembly.